CCCUAAGCGCAGAGCGGAGGAGGUCGGGAACGGAAUUCCCAGGGCUGUUCCCCCACUCCCCAACCUCCACCCUCACCCGGCCCCCAGUGCGCAUGCCAGGGAGGAAGCUCCCUUGCUCUACCCCCUCCUCUUCCUGGCACUGAGUCCAGGGGGGAGGGAGGGAGUGAGGUAGGCACUGGGGGGUGGGGGUGGAGAGCACCAGCGAUCCUCUGCACCCUGACCCCCCACCCACCCAACCCACGCACCCACCCACCGGGCACCCACCGCAGGUGGGGGGUGGCCGCCCGUAGAGAGACGCGAUUACAAGUUGGAGCUUGCAGCUGCUUCUGGGGAGGGGGCACCAUGAACCAAGGGGUAGGCUAGUGUGGCUCCUGAGUGGCGUGAGCUUGCUGGACAGGUCACCAUCUGGAUUCUCAGAAGAGAGGCCGCUGGACUGACUAUGAGUGCCUCAAGGGAACACACCCAGCCUUAACAUCGCCUGCCGCGAGGUUUGCAGCCAUGAGCAGGUACCCAAGCGCUGAGGGAGCACAAUGAAUGGCGGCGAUGAUUGCUCUGGUGUGGAUCGAGGUGGGCGUCCAGCAGUCACACCUGUGCCUGUGGGCUGGCAGCGCAGGGUGGAAGAGGGCAGAGUGUGCUAUAUCAGUCCUAGCGGGACGAGCUUGGCUUCAUUGGAGCAGACUCGUGCGUAUCUGCUGGCGGACGGCACUUGCAAGUGUGGGCUGGAGUGUCCCCUCAACGUGCACAAGGUUUUCAACUUCGACCCUGCAGCAAUGGUGAUUGGGAGUGAAGGCAGCAAGGGAGACCAAGACAUGACCAAGCUCUGCAAUCACCGGCGGAAAAUUGUGGCGAUGGCAACACUUUAUCGCAGCAUGGAGAGCCAUGGACCGCUGGGCCUACCACCUCUGGGGCCAGGGGCUGGGAUGACUCUGCCACCUCAGCCAGCCAUGCCAGGGUCCAGCACUUGCCUGCAGCAGACUCUUUCCAGCAAAGCUCCAACCAGCUUGCCCAAGGGGCCAGAUCUCUCCUUGCAAUGUCCCUCUGAUCGUUACGGCAGUGUCUGGUCUGGUCCAAGCUCUUCCUUUCCCCGCCAUCACAACGCUUUCUUUGGGGAUGUCUUCCCAGGCCGUCUGCCACCCACUGUCAAUGGCGGUGCCCGCCCAACCUUCCCGUCUGAACUGAAUGCUGCUGGGAGUUCUUUCCUGCCCAGCAAGACCUCAGCAGAUGCAUCGCCCCGGCCCUAUUCAUCCAACAGUUUCCUCUUCCCCUUGCUAGAUGAAAUGGGGCCUGGUCAAGAGGGCAGCCCCUGGAGUGGUCGUUCCAUCCCUCUUGGCUCGCAGGCGAGUGCUGCCGGCUCGCCCGCCCCCACCAGCCUCUCCUCCGUUUCUUCGUCAGCAGGCAGCGCUGAGCCUUCUCCACAGCGGUCACGGCACUCCUCCGCCUCCUCCGAGCAGGGCCCCUCUGGACACCGCCUGGCUUCUAGGCCCUCCAGCUUGGACGCAGCACCCCCGACCAACGCCUUAACCAACCAAAGCAGCAAUAACCUGCCCUCAGUGCCCUUAGGAGCUGCCCCGGAAGGCAAAGGACCGCCUGGCCUGCUGCUCCUUCCUCCACAGGGCCCAGGCUCUUUCCCAGCCAGCAGUUUGUUGAGCGCAGCUGCCAAGGCCCAGCUGGCCAGCAGGGGGCGUCCCGAUGAGCUGGCUGCCAGCACUUUACCCAACCGCUUGCUGCUGUCAGUGGUCGGCGGGCGGACACCUCGGCGGCAACGUCGCUCCCCCACUGUCCUGCGCCUGCUCAAGGAUUCCCACGCAGGGCAGGCGGGGGUCACCCAUCCUGAGGAGACACUGACCCGACACCCCUGGCCUAGGGACCAGCCCCCCGGAGGAGAGGCCAAGAAUGGACCCCCAAGCUCAGCCACCCCGGUACAGCCGCUGGCCUCUCUGCUCAGUCUGCUGGCUCCUCCCGGGAGUUCACCUACGCCAGGCCUGCCCCCACUUCUCCAGGCCCCUGCUGGCGACAGUCCCAAUUCUUUGCCCCCCUUCCAGGACUUCAACAGCCAACUCCUCAGCCUCUUUGGUCAGCUGGCUUCUGCGUCUUCCGAACAGAUCUCAGGGAGUUCCACACAGCCAAAACCUCCCACCUCCCCGCUUGCAUCCCAUGGACCCCCAGGUGCUGCUGCUUCGGCUUCACUCAUGACACCCAAAGCCCCUCUCGCCCCCAGCCCUGUUACUGUCACCACCAGCACAGUGGAAGGUGGGGGCGUGGGCUGCCCGCUGCCCACAGGCACCGAUCCGUUCCCUUUCCUGGCACAGGAACAAGCACUGCCGUUUGGGAAUGCUCUACCUCCUGGGCUGUUCCCCCUGGGCUCCUUCCCCUUCUCGCUGACCUUGGGCCCAGAGACGCCACUUCCCCCUCUUAACCUGCAGGAGGAGCCAGACGGACAGCCCUUGUUGCCUCUGGUGCUGCCCAGCCUGGAUUUGCUACAACAGCCAAGUGGGCUCCUGGCAUCACUGUUGGCGCUGCCAGAGGCGGCUUAUGAAGGGCAGAGGGAAGCAGCGACAACGGAGCCAUUGUUGGAGCCCUUCGCCAGCUUGCCUGAAACUCUGCAGCCCCUGCUCUUCCCAGCACUUUCCACCCCUUCAGCUAUCCUAGCUUUAAACUCGGCACUGUUGGCAACCGGCCUGGGCUCUUCUGACACAGGACCGAGCCCCACACAGACUGGACUGGCUAACACUCCUGUGGCACCUACCUCCACUAACACCACACCGACAACUACUGAGGGUACCCCCAGUGCCUCUGGGCGUCUGAAUCCCAUAUUGCCCCAGCUCGUCAACCCGCUGCUGAGUACCACACUUCUGGGUGAUCUUCCAUCCCUGAACCCAGCCUCAGGCCCCUCACUGAUUGGAAGUCCUCUUCUCCAGGCCCAGCAGCCUCUUUUGCCACCCAGUCUGCAAGGGCCUCUCGGAAUCCAGCUCUUCCAAGGACAGCUGCCCUUCCUAGCAGGCUCCAACCCCCUGGCCUGCCUCCUCCAGAGCUUACAGCUAAGCACUGGUUUCAGUGCCCCAGAGAAACUGGUGCUACCCAGUGAACCUCCAGCCUCAGCCUUGUCCAGCGUGCUCCCUGUGCCAGAGACUGAGCCAAGCCACCAGGCUAUCUUGCCCCCUUGCAUGGACACUGCCCUCACAAGUGCCUUAGAGUCGCCCAGAGCCCUUGAGCCAGCCCAGCAAGGAGAACAGGAGGCCCCCGCAAGGCAAGAAGCCAGCGGUUCCCACUCUCCCCACAAGCGGCUCAGAUGUAGCCCAGAAGAACUGAAUGGGGACUCUGCCAGCAGCCUUUCACGAGGAUCACUCCGGGGCAGCAAGACUGGACGCCGUGGGGGUGGGCGGGGGCGGGGCAGGCGGCACUUCAAUGGCCAGCUUCCUGAGUUGGGCACAGGACUUCUGUCGCAUCCCACUUGGCGUUGCAACGGGGAAAUGGUGGCUAGCAGUGCAGAAACCCAAGCAGGCCCUUUUGCUGUUCAGGAGAUAAAGGGCCCUCCAGGUAGGCGACCAGCCCGACGUGGCCGAAGGAGGAAAAGUGGUGUCCGGCCCAGUGGCCGACCUGAGACUACACGGAUUCGGGGUCCUAGCAUUGAUCCAGGGUCCAGCCCAUUGGUUGACUACACUGUUGCUCGACGGCCUCGGCCUGGCCGGCCUGUGAAAAACAGGAGGAGGAAAUUGGCCACAUAACACUGCCUGACUGCGGGGUCUCCACCACUAUCCAUUCUGAAGCAAAGAGAGCUUGGGACAUCUGUCUCUCCCCAUCCAUGACCCCCUUCCAUCUCUGGGGCUCAGCCUACGGGUGUAACUCCAAAGGAGGGGAGGAAACACCAGCAAAAGGAUCGGUUGUUGCUGAUGGCUCUGAGCAUCUUGACCAUGAAUGUGUUUUAGCUUCACCACUUGCCUGGAUCCGGAAUCUUUUGCCAGAGGGGUCUCUAAAAGUACACGGUGCAGCUCUGGUCUCAGCAUUUUUUUGGAAGGGUGGGGGUGCUGUCGGGAGGAGGCUAAGGGGGAGGGGGGAGAGGAAGAGGGCCACGCCCAUAGCACUUCUUGAAGCCAUGUUUGUAACGUUCCUCUUGGUGGCGCAGGAGGCCCUCCUGCCCUUGCUUUUGUGUCUUUCCCCCACCCCUGGUGAGAUUCCCCUAAACAGUUGGGUCCCCCAAACCUCAGCAAGGAGUAGCAAGGGCCGUGUCCUCCUGGAGGGAGACAGCAACGCCCUUUCACUUCCCACCUUACCUCAGGCCUGUGUGCACUGCACGCAGGUGAGAACCGGCUCAGGGUUUUUAGUACAAGAAUCAGUCGCUUCUUCUCUCUGCCUUGCCAAACAUACACACACUCUUUACACACGCGCACACACACACACACGCAGGCAAGCUCGGUCCUGAUCCCAGUGGCCAAGGUACAAAGCAAUAAGGAAAAUAAGCCACGUUAAGUUCAAGGAAAAAUCCUUUCAGUUUUUCCAGAAAUUUCUUCCCUCCCUCCCAACACAGCCACUCUGCCUCUAUUUAUAUGCUAUUCAAAGACAGCGACAAUAUGCCAGACCCUGAAUGGUGACUUAGCCUGUUCUGUCCUCCGCCUCAAGUCCAGUUGGAACUCUGGGACUGUAAGACUCACCUUUCUUCCCUACACAAAAAUACCCCCUUUUUUUAACAAAAAAAACCCCCCUAUAUAUUAUUUCCUUGUAUUUUCCUUUUUAAAAAAAAUCCUCAAAAGAACACUCAGGUCACAGCAUAUUGGGGUGGGGUGGAGAAAGAAGGUUUUGUGCUCAAAAAUACACUUGGCCCAUCUUUGCCAGCGCGAGCUCCCUUUCCCCCUGCUCCUCUCCUCAUUCAUUCCCCAAACAUAUACACUACAAUCCUCAUCUCUAAAUGACCAAAUCACGUCACAUCACACACACCCCUUCCCUCAUCGGAUUGCAACUCUCGACACAUUAUGCAAAAGCACUGUGUAGAUACUGUACAGGUUGUGCUGUGUCUCCCCUUCCCUCCCAUGCACUUCAACCAACCAACUUCGGCCUUUCUUUUGUAUAAAGAAGAAGAAAAAAAGGAAUGGGGGGAAAAAGCUAUUUUUCCUUUUUCGAGCUUAAAAUUUUGUUUUGUAAAAAUAAAAAUACACAAUUGUGAAUUGUAGCUUUUCUAUGGGAGCGACUUUUAAUUUAACAGAUGAAAAUAUUUUGAAGCUUAGAUUGAAGUUACUGUUUAUUUGUUUAUUUUUGGGGGGGGGUGUUUUGUAUCAAGUAUUAAAAUAUGUAUUU
This is a messenger RNA of Ahaetulla prasina, 5289 nucleotides long. RefSeq names its product methyl-CpG binding domain protein 6 (gene MBD6). Gene Ontology annotation, molecular function: chromatin binding; DNA binding. NCBI's taxonomy places the organism in Eukaryota, Metazoa, Chordata, Lepidosauria, Squamata, Colubridae. The record is from RefSeq and is a predicted model, not a curated record. The transcript is spliced from 13 exons. Gene Ontology annotation, cellular component: nucleus; chromocenter. Bases 531 to 3725 code for a protein of 1064 amino acids.